Molecule: messenger RNA, 3717 nt
Organism: Verticillium nonalfalfae
Lineage: Eukaryota; Fungi; Ascomycota; Sordariomycetes; Glomerellales; Plectosphaerellaceae
Gene: SET1
Product: histone methyltransferase set1
Exons: 2
Coding region: 1-3717 (1238 amino acids)
Cellular component (GO): Set1C/COMPASS complex
Molecular function (GO): histone H3K4 methyltransferase activity; protein binding; nucleic acid binding
Source: RefSeq, a predicted model, not a curated record
AUGACUCGCCAGUCCAGCGCGGGUUUCGCGCAGUUCUUCCCAACUGCCCCGCGGGCAGCCAGGGAGAAGGCUACAGAGCGCGAGAAAGCAAGGCUAAGGACACAAGAGACGGCUGGCUCGUUGCUUGCCUCGCAGCCUGUUGUCCUUGCUGCUCCUGCCGAUGGCCUCAAUGGCCAAGCCGCACCUACAGACGCAAACCUGGUGAGCGGGUCGCAUCACCAAGCAGAGGAUCAUGGGUCUCCUCUCGGCGAGAUCCUGACCGCUGUUGGCUCUGCAAGCUCCCACGCAAGCACAGGUUCAUCCAUAUUCAGCGCAACGACGCGGCAGUCCCUUGCCAGCGGCUUGUCUCAAAACGCAGCUGCAAGCACCGUCACCCCGCUCACUUCAAUUGAGUCGCCCUCAGUCUCUGGUCAUACACAUCCACCGAAGCCGACCACAUCCAACUCCCAGAUUCCCGACCAUCAGCAGUCGUCCACGGCUCACCAUAGCCCAGCCCAUAUGCCGAAUGGCUCAUCAGAUUCAUACCCUGCCAUUGAUCGCGUUCCCGCGCGUGCCCCCGGUCGAUCGCGAAAAGGUGUCAAAUGCAUCUAUGACCCGUUACUCGAUAAGACACUUUCGAAGGACAAGAUCAGGGCCGCCAAGCCAACAUUCAAAGAGUUUGGAAUGGAUGACGAUGACGCCCCCCCUUCAGAUCCUCGCCUAGCUAUGGGCGGGCGAUUGAAUUACAUGAACACCGACUUCCGUCACCACAAGUCUCGCCUCAGGCCCGCCGCAUACAACCUGAAACCGUAUCCUUUCGAGCCUAAGACCUCCAUCGGCCCGGGCCCGCCAACACAGAUCGUCGUGAUGGGCUUCAACCCGCUCAUCAACUUCCAGAAGGUCUUGCAGGCGUUUGCAACUUUUGGCGACAUUGCCGAGAGCAGCAACAAGAUGCACCCCGAGACAGGAAGCUAUCUCGGGUUCGCAACCUUUCGUUACCGGGACUCCCAGCCCAGCCGAUCCAGGCCUAUGGCCAUCAAAGCGAUCGACGCUGCUCGGCGCGCCCUGAGGACCAUGAAUGGUCAACGCAUCGAGAGCAACAACAUCAAGGUUGAAUACGAUCCCAAUGGCAAGAAAAGUGGCCGUAUGCUUGAGGAAACUGUCAAUAGGGACAGAUCUACCCCAAACCCGUCAAAUGUUCGACCUCCGCCAGCUGGGCCCAGAACAACAGCGCCGGAGCCAGCACACGGCCCGCCGCCAAUGGCGCCUCGAGGACCUGCGGCGCAUAGGCAAACUGCGACGCCAAUGCCCACCGGCCCUGGCAGGCCUAUUCAACCGAUCAAACAACACAGCGUUGUAGAGGAUAAGCCGAUAGCACCACAGCUAGCUGGCGAGCCCUACAUUUUUGUUCCAAGUGCUAAGGUCCCAGUCAUGCAUACAACUGUUCCACACAUGAAGAAGAGACUCAAGGCACACUCUUUUGACGACAUUCGUGUCGACCGAACGGGCUACUACAUCGUCUUUCCAAGUUCGUCCUUGGGCCGAUCUGAAGCAGAGCGAUGCUUCAGAAAUGUCCACAGAACUGAAUUUUUCAACUACGAGUUCUAUAUGACGCUAUGUUUGCCCCCGCUCAUGGACGACAAGACCGAAACUACGGCUCAUGCACCACGUCGACGAACUCCAAGCCCCGAUCGCAAGCGAAAACAAGAAGUGCGGAACAGGGAGGAUAACGACCGACGACGUCAAGAGGAAAAGAACGACCUGGAGGAGGAGAAGCGCCAAAGGGCCAAGAAUUUUGAUCCUGUGCAAGCAGCUCGGGAGGUCAUCAGCCAUGAAUUGGCGGAGCACUUGAUCAAGCACAUUCGUACGCGGGUAGCAGCACCUGCCCUCACGGCGUUCCUUGACCCCAAGAACCAUAUUGCGAGACGACGGCAGCUUAAUCUCGAGGACCCGAUCGAGUCGACGCCCUCGCGCAAGACUGCAACAGGCAACGAAAGCCCCCAGGUCGGCACCCCGAAUUCGGGUGCCGAUCCUAUCGAGAAGCGCACCGGGCGCCUCGAAAUAUCGGCCCUGCCGCGUAUUCGCAAAAUCAAGAAUCCAGGACAGGCGCAGCAGAGGAACUACGGCUUCACCGAUCCCUUUGCCCGGAAACGACCGCCGCAAGCGCGAAACGCCUUCCGCUCCCUCCACCACCGACUCAAAAGCUACGACAGUGAUGUCGAAUCGGAUGAUGAAGGCAGGAGAUCUGUGGCUCGGGAAACUGAGGAGCCCGAAUCUCGUCCUCGUAGCCGUAUGAGUACGGAUGAUGAAGAUGAUGAAGCGUCGAAGGAUGAGCUUGGCUCGUGGGGAGCUGCUGAAGAAGACUCCAUGACCGAAGCCAGCUUCGCAGUUGGAACCCUACCCACAAAAAAGCGGAAGCUCGAGCUCGAGGCGCAAACUGCUCUGAAGCGACAGAAGAAGUCCGACGAGGAACUGUUCGGCGUCACUCUCGACCAUAUCGAGACUGGACUUCCUGUGCAUCCCGUGUCGGAAGGUGUCACGCCCGAAUGCGAUCUGCCCGGCGGCAAAGAAGAGAGUCUAUCUCGUUCCGAGACGCCUAGCCUUUUGGCCGGUAAGCUGCUCUCUAAGAAGAUCAAAUCAAAGAGGAAAUCCAAGAAGCAGCUCUUCGAAGAGCGCGAGGCGCUCAAGAAGCAUCAGUCUGAUAUUGAAGGAUCUGAGGCGCCCGAAGACCGAGAAACGCCUGCUGCUGAGGACCCCAAGAAAUCGGAACCUGUCGAGGAAGAGGAGGCCUAUCAACCAGCUGCUGUACCGACGGACCUUAGUUUGUUCGCCUACGAGCCCACGAAGGCACUGCAACUUUCGCAAGAUUCGAGCGCUAGCCUUGGACCGCUGCAAGAUGUGGAGUUUUCCCCCGCAGACCUUCCCAACUUUGCCAAACUGCAGAAAAGGUUCCCUGUGGCUGAUUUCGACGAUCCUCUGCUGUGGCUAUGGAGGCGAAACCGCGUGCGGGAGGUCAACAACCUGGAUCAGUCGGCUGAAAAGAGCCUUGCGAUUGAAGGGUACUAUGUCCCCAAUCCUACAGGUUGCGCCAGGACGGAGCCUAUCAAGAAGAUUCUCAAUUCGGAGAAGUCCAAAUACCUACCUCAUCACAUCAAGGUCCAGAAGGCCAGGGAAGCAAGAGAGGCUCGGGUACAGAAGGACGGCAAGACUGCGCCCACAACUGCUCCUGCUCCUGCCCCUACGAAGGGUAACUCGCGAGCCAAUCGUGCCAACAACCGCAGACACGUCACGGCACUGCAAGACGAAAUGAAGUCCUCGGGCGAUCCCGACGUUUUCAAGUUCAACCAACUCAAGAAGCGCAAGAAGCCAGUCAAGUUUGCCCGUUCUGCGAUCCACAACUGGGGUCUCUACACAGAGGAGAACAUCAACAAGGACGACAUGAUCAUUGAGUAUGUCGGCGAGCAAGUCCGGCAACAGAUUUCAGAAAUUCGCGAAGUCAGGUACCUCAAGCAGGGCAUGGGCAGCAGCUAUCUGUUCCGCAUUGACGAGAACACGGUCAUCGACGCAACGAAGAAGGGCGGCAUUGCCCGAUUCAUCAACCACAGCUGUAUGCCCAACUGUACCGCCAAGAUUAUCAAAGUGGAUGGCAGCAAACGCAUUGUCAUCUAUGCACUUCGCGAUAUUGCACGAAGUAAGUCAAACCCUCCACGGUCUACAUUGGGUAUCCUCGUAUGCUAA